UUUCUCUCUCUCUCUCUCUCUCUCUCUCUCUCGAUUCUCAUAGUCUUCUCCUGUCCUCUUUUCAUCUCUUGGUCGGUAAUCUUAAAGUUUCAAUCUUGAAAUGGUUGGUUCAGGUUUAGGUUUGCGGUUAGGGCUUCGGCUUUUGAAUCGACGAUUAGGAAUUGGAUUUCAUAUACGAACUAUCCUUUCAGUCUCCAACCUUUCGCGAUCUAAUUUCUACUGUACACCUUCCAUGGUAACCAAUUUGUCAUUCUCUUGUUUCUCUUCAGAUGCUUCUCCUUCCAACUCUUCGGAUUCAAAUCCUUUGAUCGUCGAUUACCUGGUCGAAUCCCUGGGCUUGUCCAAAACGCAAGCAAUUUCUGUUUCCAAACGAUCUUUGGGAGCGAAAGACUCUAAAAAGCCCGAAUCCGUUGUUCACUUUCUCCAACAGUUGGGAUUUUCGGAAGCUAAUGUUCGAGAUGCUGUUCGAGCUUCACCUCAAAUCUUAUUUGCAGAUAUCGAGAAGACCCUUAAACCUAAACUCCAGGUAUUUCAAGAACUAGGUCUCACCGGGUCUGAUCUGGUUCGGUUCAUUUCGAAGAACGCCAAUCUUUUAACCACUUUUAGCUUGGAUCGAAGAUUGAUUCCUUGCGUUGAGAUGCUGAAGAAGUUCCUCUCUCUCAAUGGUGAUCAUCGAGCCUUGAUUCUGGUUCUACAUAGAUGCAAAUUUGUCCUCUGCGGAGACCCAGAAGCAAGGCUGUUGCACAACAUUUCCUUACUGGAGAGCCAUGGGAUUGUUGGGUCUCAGCUCUCAGUGCUUUUUAAGCGGCAACCAUCUUUGUUUCUCUAUAAGGAAUCUGCGCUUAGGGACCAACUUAGAAGGGUUGUGGAGAUGGGUUUCUCUGCUGAUUCAAUGAUGUUCGUCCACGCCCUCCACACUAUCAGUUCCAUGAGUCCCGAGACUCUUAGAAGGAAAUUCGAGUUGUUUCAGGGAUUUGGUUUUUCAGAGGAGGAAUGCUUGGCGAUGUUUAAAAAGAUGCCAGUUCUGUUCAGAUGUUCGGAGGUGAAGUUAAAGUCAGGUAUCGAGGUCUUCAUGAACACUGUUGGGUUUGAAAAGACGGUGUUGGUUCAGCGACCUACAUGUCUGAUGUUUAGUUUAGAGAAUAGAACGAUCCCUCGGUACAGGGUUAUUGAGAUUUUGAUAUCGAAGAGGUUGUUGAAGAAGGAACCAAAUAUUUUUGUUCAGGUGCUGAAAUUGACUGAGAAGAAAUUCUUGGACAAGUUCGUUUCGAGAUUCAAAGAUGAUGCAGAGGAGUUGUUAAUUGCUUACAAGGGUGAUGCUUUGGAAUCUUUUAAGGAAUACAAAUCUACAUAGUUUCGUUUAGACCACCAAAUGAAAUAAAUUAGGAACCUUCUCAGUGACAGAUUGAUGGGUUGAGAUUUGAGAGUUUUAGAUCGUCCAGUGGUGUUGCAGACUGAUGUUCUCAAAAGACUCCCAACAAGUUUGUAUUUUUAUGAGAAACCCAGAUCAGGUUACUCAGCAGUCAGAUUGUUCAUUUCUCUAGUUAUAAAAGGACUCAGGAGGUCGAGCUGAAAAAGAAGCAGGAAGAAGAGGAGAAAACUAAAGAGAUGGAAUUGAGCACUUCUGAAGGAAAGGAAGAAUUGGGCUCUGAUCCUGAGCUUUUGAUGGUGAAGGUCACACUGGAUGCAUUAGAAGAGAUUAUGAAGGAGAUUGCUGCUGAUACAAAGAAACUCUCAGGUGGCAACUUAGCCAAUGAUGGAGUAGGCAUCAUGAAGCUGUUGGCUUAAACUUCCAAAGUAGAUUGGAAGUCAGUACUUCUGCAGCUGAGGGCGACCAGAUACAAGCUAAGAGAGGCUGGAUGCAUUAUAUCGACCUUUUGAUACCUCACAGAGGAACAAUAAGGAAAAUAAUAUUUAUAAGAGUAGCUCCCAAUCUAGUUUGUGUUGGUGGGGGAAUUGGGUAAAGUUACAUGAUUACCCAUAUUUGACUUUUCUUUUACAAAAUUAUCCAUUAAAAGUUUCAGUUAA
Molecule: messenger RNA, 2028 nt
Organism: Macadamia integrifolia
Lineage: Eukaryota; Viridiplantae; Streptophyta; Magnoliopsida; Proteales; Proteaceae
Exons: 2
Coding region: 101-1354 (417 amino acids)
Biological process (GO): regulation of DNA-templated transcription; chloroplast organization
Cellular component (GO): chloroplast
Molecular function (GO): double-stranded DNA binding
Source: RefSeq, a predicted model, not a curated record